Molecule: messenger RNA, 3714 nt
Organism: Polychytrium aggregatum
Lineage: Eukaryota; Fungi; Chytridiomycota; Chytridiomycetes; Polychytriales
Exons: 10
Coding region: 1-3714 (1237 amino acids)
Biological process (GO): endoplasmic reticulum organization; endoplasmic reticulum to Golgi vesicle-mediated transport; intracellular protein transport
Cellular component (GO): COPII vesicle coat; endoplasmic reticulum exit site
Molecular function (GO): structural molecule activity; protein binding
Source: RefSeq, a predicted model, not a curated record
AUGAGGCUCAGAUCCGUCGACCGAACGGCCACAAUUGCGUGGUCGCCCGGAAAGCACUCCCCGCUCCUUGCCACCGGCACCGUCGCUGGAGCAUUCGAUGCCUCCUUCAAUUCGUCCACCAGCUUGGAAAUCUUUGACCUGAAUCUCGACUCUGUUCCGGGAACCGAGGGUGCCUCGCGACUCAAGAAAGUUGGCUCCAUCAGCAGCAACGCCAGAUUCAACCGACUGGCCUGGGGCCUUUCCAGCGAUCCAUCAAAAACCCACGGCAUCCUCGUUGGUGGCAAAGAAAACGGCGAGCUCGAGCUGUGGAACCCCAAGCUCAUUAUCGACAACGGCCCCGAUGCUCUGGUCCUGCGUCAGUCGGCACAUUCUGGCCCUGUGCGUGGGCUGGACUUUAGCAGCGUGGAAACCAAGCUCUUUGCUUCUGGAUCAUCGGAUGGAGAAAUCUUUGUUUGGGACCUGAACAACCCCGCCAAGCCCUAUUCUCCUGGUGCCCGCUCUCUCAAGCUCGAGGACAUCACUGCGCUCUCGUGGAACCGUCAGGCCGGGUCGAUUCUGGCCACAGCCAGCAACAACGGCCAAACCGCCAUCUGGGACCUCCGCACUCGCAAGGACCUCAUCACCCUUUCUCACCCAGGCGGAAGGAGAGCCAUCACGAGCGUUGCAUGGCACCCGGAGCAUGCAACUCAAAUUGUCACGGCGGCCGAUGAUGAUAUGAGCCCCGUUAUUCUCACUUGGGAUCUUCGCAACGCUCGCGCCCCUGAACGACAACUGGCUGGCCACACCAAGAGCAUCUUGUCGCUCUCUUGGUGCCCGAAAGAUUCGGAUCUGCUGCUCAGUUGUGGCAAGGACAACCGCACCCUCGUCUGGAAUAUGUCGUACGGAGAGGUCAUUGGCGAUCUCGAACACAGCAACAACUGGGCGUUCGAUGUGCAGUGGUGCAGCCGCAACCCUGACCUGAUCGGUGUCGCCAGCUUCGACGGCAAAGUCUCUGUGCACUCCCUGCAGGGCUCGUCCACGGCGUACGAGGAGCCCGUCAGCGUCGUCCACAACCCUGGAGUCCCCAGCGACGAUCCCUUCGCCAUGCUCCAGCAGUACAGCACCCACACAAACGACACCGGAUUUGUGCUGCCCUAUCCGCCAAAGUGGCUCCGCCGCCCGGUUGGUGCCACUUGGGGAUUCGGCGGCAAGCUCGCCGUCUUCAACAAGAACCUCGGCCCAACCGCAGUCAGCGUCAAGUCUGUCGCUACCAACGUCGAAUUCUUCAGCCGUGCACAAGAGCUGGAAGGUGCGCUGCAGGACGCAACUGGCGAGAGUCUUUUGACUUUCUGCAAGAAGAUUACCAGCGAGCAGCCUGCCAGCAAGGGCGGCGACGUUCUGGGAUUCCUGCGUGUUAUGCUGGAGCGCGGCGAGCGCGAGCAAGUCCUUGAGUUCCUGGGAUUCAACCGCAACAACAUUGCUGGUGACCGCCUGGCUGGCCUCCUGGAGAAGCUCAAGAUCCAAGCGCACCCUCCCGCGCAGCCCUCUCCAAAGCCAACAAUCAAGACCCUUGCGACCAAGGACGAUGCUGAACCCACCGUGGGCUCGACGCCAUUCAAGCUGUAUCCGGUCAUCCGCCGAGGCGAAGAGAGCGAUGUCGAUGUUCUCAUCACUCGUGCGUUGAUUCUGGGUGACUUUGAGACCGCGGUUACGGUCUGUCUUGGAGCCGAUCGUCUCGCCGAUGCCGUGAUGCUGGCAGUCUGUGGUGGCCACGAACUGCUGGAGCGCACUCAGGCCGAGUAUUUCAAGCGCACCCGUGACAAGAAGAGCUAUGCCCGCAUCCUGCAUAGCGUGGCCAACCAGGAUCUGCGCGACAUUGUCCUCAAUGCCGAUCUCGAUGGCGUUGAAGGUGGCUGGAGGGACAUCCUCGCCCUGAUUUGGACCUAUGCCAAUCCCGAGGACUUUAGCGAGUUGCUGAACCUGAUUGGCGAGCGCCUCGAGGCCUCUGCCGCUUCCUUGAGCAGCAUCAAGCUCGCGGAGAAGGAGAGCAAGAGUCUUGCGGCGGUACUGUGCUACCUCGGCGCUGGCAACCUGAAGCGCGUGCUCCCCAUCUGGACUCGCAGCGAUGCCGACGAUAUCAAAAAGUCUUCGCUUGCAGCCCCCGGUCGCCAGGCUUCGAACGGCUCGAUUCCUCUCCCCAAAUUGCAGGCGUUUAUCGAAAAGAUCUCUCUUUUCCGCGAGGCGAUUCAAUACCAGGAUGGCGAUCUGGUGGAGCAGCCUGCGCAGUACGAGCUCGAGAGUCUCUACAACUAUUACGCCGAAUAUGCCGAACAUCUGUCGGCGCAGGGAAACAUUUUCGCUGCCCAGCGCUACCUGAACCUUAUCCCGAUGGCAUACGCGUCCGCCAAGUUCAUCCACUCAAACGUCGACGCGAUCACUGUCCUCCGUGAUCGGGUCUAUCAAAGCGGAGGCUACCGCGUUGCGACCACGAGCCAGCCCAUGUUCCCUUUCGAGCUGGUUGACGUUUCUCUGGUCAGCAAGCCCGAACCCGUCGCUCAGCAGCCCGCGCAUAAUCCAUACGCAAGCUACCCGCACGGCACCACAGCCAGUAACGCUGGCUAUGACAGCACCAAUUAUGGCAAUACUGCCACUUACACAAGCACCACCGGCUAUUAUAACCCGUACCCCGGCACUGGAGCACACGUAUACUCCCCAAGCGGCGCGGUCAACUUGCCCCCGCCGCCCAUCGCGCCGAUCAAUAACGGACUCGCUCGUCCGGGCUCGGCUCAGGGCCCCUUGGGCUAUCCUUCGGCCUCUGCCUCCGCCUCCCAUCCCGCAUACGACUUUGGUCCCUCAUCGGUGCCUCAGCCUAACCCACCGAGCAUCAGUCACCACGGCCCGCCGGCUGUUUCCCAGCCUCCGCCACGCGUCAACACCCCGCUGAUGGCCCCUCCCCGAUCCGUGCCUCCCACUGGUGUCUUUUCUCCCAUCGUUCCGUCUGCGCCUGCCCCCGUCCCUGAGCCCGCCGCCCCCACCCGCCAUCCUUUUGGUGAUCUGAGCCAUAUCCCGGCCGAGCACAAGCCACUGGUUGCUUCUGUGCAAAAGUACAUCAAGAGCGCAAAAGACUGUGUCGUCGGGGUAAGUGUCUCACGUGGACCCAGCCCGAGAAAGAUCAUCGAAGAUGCCGAGAAGCGUGUCAGCCAUCUACUGGAUCAGCUGAACAACUCCGAGCUCCCAAAAGACAUCACCGACAAACUCUCUGAGCUUUUCAAGGGUCUCGACUCGGGUGACUACGCCAGCUCCCACGCAGCUCAGGUCAAGCUAAUGAGCGAACGAUUUGAUGUGACUGGCGCCUGGGUUGUUGGCAUCAAGCGUCUGAUUGACUCUGCGGAACAAGCAGCCAAGCGGGCAGCCCAGCCUUCUCCUGCCGUUUCGCAUCUCCCCCCGCCUCCCACUGGCGGCAUCCCCUCAGCCAGCGCGCAAGGACGCGGAGCGUAUGGCGCUCCUCCUGCCUCAGCCAAUGCCUAUGGCGCUCCUCCUCCAUCAGCCAACCCUUACGGCGCUCCUCCUCCAUCAGCCAACCCUUACGGUGCUCCACCUGCAUCGGCCAACCCUUACGGUACCCCUCCACCCGCUGCAAAUUACGGUGCCCCUCCGACAGCCGCUAACUAUGGCGCACCGCCGGCAUCAAACUACGGAGCACCCCCUCCCCAGGGCCAUUCGCGACCUUUCUAG